Messenger RNA from Chrysemys picta bellii (western painted turtle), 1246 nucleotides. RefSeq names its product parvalbumin, thymic CPV3. Lineage: Eukaryota; Metazoa; Chordata; Testudines; Emydidae. Gene Ontology annotation, cellular component: cytoplasm. The record is from RefSeq and is a predicted model, not a curated record. Gene Ontology annotation, molecular function: calcium ion binding.
CAACACUACUGUUUUGUCUCAUAUCUCUUCAGCUAUUUUUUCUUCACCUACUUGGGAAAAUCAAAAAGGUUUAAGAUGAGCAUCACUGACAUCCUCAGCCCUUCUGAUAUUGCUGCUGCCCUGAGGGACUGCCAAGCCCCCGAUUCCUUCAGCCACAAAAAAUUCUUUCAGAUCAGCGGAAUGUCCAAAAAGAGCAGCAGUCAGAUCAAGGAUAUCUUCCGGCUCUUAGACAAUGAUCAAAGCGGCUUUAUCGAGGAAGAUGAGCUCAAGUAUUUCCUCCAGCGGUUUGAGUGCGGAGCCAGAGUAUUAACUGCUUCAGAAACCAAGACUUUUUUGGCAGCUGCAGAUCAUGAUGGGGAUGGCAAAAUUGGGGUUGAAGAAUUCCAGGAAAUGGUGCACUCCUGAAGGACUGAAGGCAACAGAGAAAGAAACAGAAAGGGGAGGGGGGAUGAAUCUGCAGGAGAUGAUACUCUAAAACUCUGUAAAUCAGGGAGUCCCCUUGUUUAUUUAUUAAUCUUCACAGUGUCUGUUAUUUGUUUGCUGCUCUAGUGAGGUACCAAAGCACCAGUUAAUAUUGAUUUUUGAUAAUGUGGACCAUCUUACCAUGUUCUAGGAAUACAUUUCAGCAGACACUGCCCUUAAAAUUAACCAAUAAAUAUAAAUUUCUCAUCACAUGCUGCUGCCUGUGUUUGAUCUUUCUGACCACCACACUGGAACAUGUGUGAAUUCUUAAACUAAAAGUGUUAAUCUCUGAAAGAUACGAUUCCCACUCCAGCCCUCCAUCGGCAGCCCUUCUGUUGAAGUCAAUGGAAGUUCUCUUGUUGGGUCAAGCCCAAAUUUUCAACCAAACUGUUGACCGUCAAAGACUAAGUCCUGUAGCUUUUACUCAGGAGGAUAUGGGGGAAAGAAAUCUCUGCCUGACUUCCAAUUAAAAAACAUUCAUGGACUUUUGCCUAAGAAAGAGCUUCAGGAUGGGGCUGUCACAAUAUCAUGCAGACCCUUGAUAAGGACAAUAAACUAUCCAAAUAGGAGAUAACAGCUUUCUGCUUGAUUUUGUCUUAGUAAUUUAGGCUCAGGACUAUGCUCUCCUGAGGAAGGGACAAAAUCAGAAGAAAACCCACACAUAUUUGAGGCUGCAGAGAAGUUGUCAUAUCAUGGAGUCUUCAAAAUCGCAGAGAAGGCUAAUGGCCUUCCUCUAACCACAGAUUUCUGAGAAAAUCCCUCAGGUAUAGCCCUGGUGUACACU